Galdieria sulphuraria is the source of this 1999-nucleotide messenger RNA. Its product is annotated as ribonuclease. The transcript is spliced from 6 exons. Lineage: Eukaryota; Rhodophyta; Bangiophyceae; Galdieriales; Galdieriaceae. Bases 63 to 1847 code for a protein of 594 amino acids. The record is from RefSeq and is a predicted model, not a curated record.
AAACAUUUGAAGACUUGAGAACAAUGAUCGACUCUUUUAUGGAUGAUAGCCAUUAAUAACAAAUGAAAAGACUUUCGUUGCUUUUGAAAGAGUGGAAGAAUAUCAUAAUAUAUGGAGACGGUAAAACCAGUCAAUAUAUUCGGACAGGAGCUGAGAAACAAGCUUGCGUACUUGCCAAUCGACUGGAGCAGUCGUUGCAAAGAAAACAAGAGACAAAAGUUGAGCAAUAUUUCCAAAGAGUUUAUCCCCAUCAGCUUUGGAAACGUUGGUUCACAAAGGCUAUUGCCAAAUUGUUCCUCAAGACGAUUGCCAAGUUGAAACCGCAGUCUCGUAUGUUGUUAAGUGACUAUUUCUUACGUAUUUCCAAGCACAUAGGAUGUUUUGAAAGUCCUAUAGAGAAACUCGACAACACUAACAACUCUCACUUUUCUUUAGAAGAUCCAUUCGUCUUAGUAGGUGCAGCCAGUUCUACGGCGCCAUUUCUUGUUGCCAUGAGAUAUCGUUAUAAAAGCUGCAAAACUAUUCAAGUGUUGCACCCGCGUUGUAAUACAGACUUGUUUGAUGCAGUAGUUUCACCCAAGCAUGAUAGUGUUUAUCAAAAGUUUAACAAGGACAACUGGAUACCAACCACAUUAUCUUUACACGAGCUUACUCCAGAAUACUUGAAACAAAUAAGAGAAACAACCAUUCGUCAAUAUCCUGUGCUUGCUUCGGUUAUCAAAGUUGUUAUCUUGAUUGGUGGUCCUAGAAACCACUGGCAACUCAUUUACUGCAAUCCGUACAAGUCUAUUGCUCGAUUCAUGCAUUAUUUAUCGCAAGCAGUUGAUAGAUUUUCUCAGCAAAAUUAUAUAUUUCUUGUAACUGUAUCGAAUAGAACGCCAUCGAAAGUCUCUCGGCUGCUUUAUCAACAAUUACAAAAGAAUUUUCUCAAGGAUAACAUUUGGUUUUAUGAUCCUAAGCAGCCAAACUCUCAAAAUCCAUAUCAUCAAUAUUUAAGUGUAGCAGACUAUAUUUUGGUUACCAGUGAGUCGGUGAAUAUGAUAAGUGAAGCAUUGAGUUGUCAACGUCCCGUGUAUGUCUAUGAUUUAUUUGGUACAGAGUCUACUCGUUUCUCUGGUAGAAGGUUGCGUCUAUUUUUGAACAACUUGGUUCAGCGUGGUUGGAUUGCUCGUUUUGAAGGAACUCUGCACGUUCAUUCUUUGCAUCACUCAUCUUUUGAUGAAAAGAACAAGUGUCAUGAUUGCAUCGAAGAAGAAAUUUUCACGACAUUGUUGUCUUUGCUUGAAGAAAUUCCUGAAUGUAUUCUUCUCGUGUGUGAUAUUCAAGAAAGAUUCCGCUCAGUUAUCUAUCAGUAUACGAGUGUGAUUAAUGCUGCCAAGAUAUUGUUGGAAGCCGCAGAACUGUUCAAAAUACCUGUAAUAGCUACUGAACAAUAUCCCCGUGCUUUGGGACACACAGUGGAAGAGUUGGACUCACAAAAGAUGAAAGUUUAUGAAAAGACAGUAUUUAGUAUGAUGGUCCCAGAAGUAGAAAAAUGCCUCUUGGAACACUCGUUAAGAAGAACUGCAGUGAUUGUGGGAAUAGAAACGCACGUCUGUGUGUUGCAGACCACUUUAGAUUUGCUUGAGAAGGGUUAUUCUGUCCACAUCGUAACAGAUGGAGUUUCCUCUCAGCGAGCGAUGGAUAGAAGUACAGCAUUUCGUCGCCUUGAACAGGCAGGAGCGUGGCUUACUACUUAUGAGUCGUUACUAUUUCAGUUAUUGAGGUCAAAGGACCAUCCAUCCUUUAAGCAAGUGUCAGAGCUUUGCAAAAGACCGAGACCUGAUCCUGGUCUUAAUACUCUAUAGAUGGAGGUCUGUAUCAAAUAAAAGUUGGUUUGUUGAUUGUGAGGAACGAAUGACAAAACGGUUAAGAUCCAUUUCAUUUCGUUGGCCAAUCGAUAUAUAUAUUAUAUUGAAAAGUCAUUUGUUUCCAUAGCAAGAAAGGAGAAAGAGCGAGA